CUGUGAGUGAUCCGCAGCCGAGUUCAAAGGACACAAGCCCUGCCCUUGAGUCUGCCUGUGUGAACGCAGCGGCGUUCUUUAUCAGGUAGAAGUUCUGCUGUGAGACGGCCACUGCAGCCUCGGUCAACCUGGGAAACACUUUCUUCUGCUGGAGCUCGUCCACCAAUCAGAGCCAAGAUGCCCAAAACGGUCAAUGUUCGCGUCACCACGAUGGACGCGGAGCUGGAGUUCUCCUUCCACCCCAGCACCACAGGGAAGCAGCUCUUUGACCAGAUUGCCCGGACCAUCGGACUGCGUGAGGUUUGGUACUUUGGGCUUCAGUUUGUUGAUGCCAAAGGAUUCAUCACAUGGCUGAACUUUGAGAAGAAGGUCAUGGCCCAGGAUGUGAAGAAGGAAUCUACCCUGCAGUUCAAGCUGAGGGUCAAGUUUUACCCAGAAGAUGUGACCGAGGAACUGAUCCAGGACGUCACCCGGAGGCUCUUCUUCCUGCAGGUGAAGGAGGACGUCAUGGGAGAGGAUAUCUACUGUCCUCCAGAGUCCGCCGUGCUGCUGGCCUCCUAUGCCAUCCAGGCCAAGUACGGAGAGUACAGCAAGUCAGUGCACAAACCGGGUUACCUGUCCUCCGAGCGCCUGCUGCCAAAGAGAGUUCUGCAGCAACAUAAGCUGUCCAAGGAGCAGUGGGAAGAGAGAAUCCAGGUCUGGCACGAGGAGCACAGAUCAAUGCUGAAGGAAGAGGCCAUGAUCGAGUACCUGAAGAUCGCUCAGGACCUGGAGAUGUACGGCGUCAACUACUUUGAGAUCAAGAACAAGAAGGGCACAGAUCUGUGGUUAGGAGUUGACGCUCUGGGACUCAACAUCUAUGAGAAGGAGGACAAGCUGACUCCAAAGAUUGGAUUUCCCUGGAGUGAAAUUAGAAACAUUUCUUUCAAUGAUAAGAAAUUCAUCAUCAAGCCCAUAGACAAGAAAGCCCCUGAUUUCAUAUUCUAUGCCCCACGGCUGCGAAUCAACAAGCGCAUCCUGCAGCUCUGCAUGGGCAACCAUGAGCUCUACAUGCGCCGCCGCAAGACGGACACCAUCGAGGUCCAGCAGAUGAAGGCUCAGGCUAAAGAGGAGAGGCUGCAGAAGAAGAUGGAAAGGGAUCAGCUGGAGAGUGAGAAGAAGAGGAGGGAGGCCAUCGAGAAAGAAAAGGCGCAGAUGGAGAAGGAGAAGCAGGACCUGAUGAUGAGGCUCUACCAGUUUGAAGAGACAACCAAGAGAGCAGAGAAAGAGCUUCAGGAGCAGCUGGACAGGGCCAUGAGGCUGGAGGAGGAGAGGAGGAGGGUGGAGCAGGAGGCGGCCCGGCUGGAGGCUGAGAGGAUGGAGGCCAUAAUAGCCAAGGAGGAGCUGGCCAGGCAAGCUGAGGACCAGAUAAAGAGCCAGGAGCAGCUGGCUGCAGAGCUGGCCGAGUAUGGCGCCAAAAUUUCUCUGCUGGAGGAAGCUAAGAGAAUCAAGGAGGAAGAGGCUGAGACAUGGUGCAGCAAGGCUAAGGAAGUGGAGGAGAGUCUGAUCAAGACGAAGGAGGAGCUGCACAAUGUAAUGAGCACCACUAUUACAACUCCGGCUGCUGCUCCUUCUUCUUCUUCUUCUUCCUCAUCCUCGGACAGCGAGAGCGACCACGAGGACAACGAAGAGCAUAACGAAGAGCACAACGAAGAGCACAACGAAGAGCACAACGAAGAGUACAGCGCCGAGCUGCAGACGCAGGACAUCGACGACCACCGCCAGGAGGAGGAAAGGAUGACUGAGGCCGAGAAGAACCAACGUCUGCAGAAACAACUGAUGGACCUGAGCUCAGAGCUGGAAGAAGCCCGAAACGAGGACAUGAAGACCGCAAACGACCUGCUCCACGCUGAGAAUGUCCGAGCCGGCCGCGACAAGUACAAGACCCUGCGUCAGAUCCGUCAGGGCAACACCAAGCAGAGGAUUGAUGAGUUUGAGGCCUUGUAGAAAACCUCAGAGACCUGAAGACCUCUCCAAAAAAUACCUCAUGAAGGCCCUGUUCAGUGUAAUUUAAGUGUGAUGUAAUUGCAGCCACACCUGAUCGUUAAGACCCAGAAUUAGCCUUGAGCUGAUCUGUGUAAUAGCACCUCCAUGAGUGAGUCUUAUUGGUUUAACUUCUGAAAGUUUUGCAUGAAAGCACUGUGGUUAUUUUUUUUCUUUUUAGCACUCAAACAUCUCCAAAUGUGCUGUUUAGUCCCAUUAAAAUGUAUAAGCUGGAUGAUAUGUUUAUCAUUUUGGAAACAACAGAAAGCAACUGUGUUCCUGAUUUACUGUGUGAACAAAGCUGGUAUGAGGCGUUCUACGAAAAUCAAAAAAAAGUAAGGUUAUUGUCGUUUGUCUUUUCAGCUUUUGUACCGAUGUACCAAUCUGAAAUGGAUAAAUGCAGAUUUAUGUAGCGGACGUCCCAUAUUGCAAUCAUUGCCUUGUAGAACUGCAACAAAAAGAUUAUCUUUGUUAUCGAUUAAUGUGUUGAUUUUUUUUUUUUUUGAUUCAUUGUUUUGUCUAUAAAAUGGCAGCAAAGUAUGAAAAAUGUGUACAUUUUCAUCUUAAAUGCCUUGUUUUGUCCUAACUGUUCAAAACCAAAACAUAUUUUAUAAUAAUAUAAAACUGAUAAUUCUCACUUUUAAGAAGCUGCAACCAUUAAAUGUUAGUCAUUUUUGUUUGCUAAAUGACCUAAAACAAUCAAUCAAAUAUCAAAAUUGUUGCAGAUUAAUUUUCUGUCAAUCUACUUAUCAACUAAUCAUUGUUUCUGCUCUGCUGCUUUGUACACCUGUUUCAUCAGGGUGCAAAUAACAAUGCAAUUUAUUUAACUAGUUUUAAUAUGCUUAUGAUCUCAUAUAUAUAUAUGUAUUAUAUAUAUGUGUAUUAAAUUAAUUGGUUUUAUGACUUCAUGUCUUUACAACAGAAAACAGCUCAGGUGUUUCUGUUUUGCUUUUAUCACACAGGAACAUGUUCAGGCUUGUCUGGAUUUAAAAAUACAUUUUGUUGGUUUUAUUCUCAGUGUUUCCCAUCUUUAUUUCCAGGGUACUGACAUCCUGUUGCUGUUGAGGUUUAAAUAAUUUACUCUCAAGACCUUUACCUGGUUCAGCUUUAUAUUCAGGCAGUACAGACAGCUGCUGAUAUUAGCCUUUAUGUAUGAUAUCUCAUAAAUAUU
Molecule: messenger RNA, 3193 nt
Organism: Thunnus maccoyii (southern bluefin tuna)
Lineage: Eukaryota; Metazoa; Chordata; Actinopteri; Scombriformes; Scombridae
Gene: ezra
Product: ezrin a
Exons: 13
Coding region: 178-1986 (602 amino acids)
Biological process (GO): regulation of cell shape; positive regulation of protein localization to early endosome; positive regulation of early endosome to late endosome transport
Cellular component (GO): adherens junction; filopodium; microvillus
Molecular function (GO): cell adhesion molecule binding; actin binding
Source: RefSeq, a predicted model, not a curated record